CAGAACAAUCGACCGAUUUGCCUGGUUGACAUUCACCCCCAAUCGUCAUUUUGACCACAGACAAUCAAUGUCUCUCCCAGGUUUAGACCUCACGCAGGCAACGGAGGAAAGGGAAUUCGUCCCCGCCCCGCCAACGCAGAUCAGUCUGAGCAAAGGCUCCGAAUGGAGAUUUGAAGUCGCAUUCGGCACGACCGUGCGAGUGAAGCUCCUCGCCGGCAACGCAGAACUCUUCGGCACCGAGCUCGCCCCCUCCCAAACCUACACCUUCUCCGGAACAAAAGCCGCCAUCUACACCUGGCAUGGCUGCACCCUGGAAAUCAGCGCCGGGGACAGAGUCUCCGCGAUCGAGGGCUUCGCUCCGGGCGGGUCGACGAUGACCGCGAACGGGACGCCGACAACCACCACCACCACCACAACCAACACCAGCACCACCGGCGGCCGCGGGUUCGGCGCGGGAGGCUGUCAGAGCGAGUACGUCGCUGAGGAGACGCCCAUGGUGGAGUACGCGAAUGUGCAUUUCGCGCUGGAGACGCUGCGCCAGGAGGCCAAGGCCACAGGGAAGGAUGGGCCGCGCGUGCUCAUCGUUGGCCCUGAUAAUGCGGGCAAGAGCAGCUUGGGUAAGAUUUUGACGGCGUAUGCGACUAAGGUCGGGCGGCAGCCGAUUGUGGUGAACUUGGAUCCGAAUGAGGGCAUGUUGAGUGUGCCGGGGACGCUUACGGCUACGGCGUUCCGUACGAUGAUGGAUGUUGAGGAGGGGUGGGGGAGUAGUCCUAUGUCGGGGCCGAGUGCUGUCCCUGUGAAGUUGCCGCUCGUGUACUUUUAUCCGAUGCAGAAUCCGCUGGAGGCGGAGGGGUCGGUGUUUAGGCCGAUUGUGUCGAGGCUGGCGCUGUCGGUUAUGGGGAGGAUGGCGGAGGAUGAGGAUUCUAGGGAGACGGGCAUCAUUGUUGAUACGCCCGGGGUGUUGGGGCAGGGGAAGCCGGGGAGUUUGGAGUUGAUUAACCAUAUUGUGACGGAGUUUUCCAUCACUACGAUCCUGGUCCUCGGCUCGGAACGCCUCUACAGCACCAUGUUGAAGAACUACGACAACAAGCCCUCGUCAAGCGCCUCAGCAGCCGCAUCAGACGAGUGCAUCUCGGUAGUGAAGCUGCCCAAAUCCGGCGGCUGCGUCGACCGCGACGCCACAUUCAUGAACGGCCUGCGCGAGUCUCAGAUCCGAACAUACUUCUUCGGGAAUCCCAUCCCGUCCACAGCGUCCGCCGCGCUGUCUCUCUCCGCCUCCUCAACCACAAACGUCACGCUAUCCCCCCACGCGCAACAGCUCGACUUCAACUCCCUCUGCCUCUACAACUACACCAUCCCCUCGCUCGAAGAAGACGAAGACGAGUACGACCCGGCCCAACUGGACGCCUUUCUCCCGGGCGAUGCGGAAUCGACCCCGGUUAAGGAAGAGGGCUCCGCACCGCCUCUACCCGGCGUGACUGGCUCUCCCCCUGAAAAAAGUGUUACCCCCGCGCCGUCUGCUCUCGCGAACUCCCUGCUUGCCGUCACGCACGUGUCGCCGACUUCUAGUGUCGCUCAGGUGCGCGACUCCAGCAUUAUGGGCUUCUUGUAUGUGGCGGAUGUGGAUAGCGAGAAGGGCAAGAUUCGCGUGUUGGCCCCGAUCGGUGGGCGCGUGCCUCCGCGGGCUGUCGUUUGGGGGAAGCAUUGGCCUGGGGAGGUUGUUGGGUUGGUUGGGUAA
This is a messenger RNA of Aspergillus campestris IBT 28561, 1738 nucleotides long. Its product is annotated as cleavage polyadenylation factor subunit CLP1. The transcript is spliced from 4 exons. The coding region runs from base 68 to 1738 and encodes 556 amino acids. Gene Ontology annotation, biological process: tRNA splicing, via endonucleolytic cleavage and ligation. Gene Ontology annotation, cellular component: nucleus; mRNA cleavage factor complex. Lineage: Eukaryota; Fungi; Ascomycota; Eurotiomycetes; Eurotiales; Aspergillaceae. The record is from RefSeq and is a predicted model, not a curated record. Gene Ontology annotation, molecular function: polynucleotide 5'-hydroxyl-kinase activity.